AGCGUGACGUCACCAGUCAGAACGUUUGGGCUGCUGUCACAACGUGCACUUUGACCUUUUAGUUUUGGCACAAUUUGAGUCACGUGAUCAAGCAUUGCUGACCAUCUUGUUUACCCUUUUGUGGUGGACUAGAACCAGUGACCUCAAGUCUUUUGGGUUUUUCAUCCGUUUUGUGUGUGUGUGUGUGUGUGUGUUAGGAUGAAGCUGACGAGCCCCCUGCUGGUUUUGGGCCUGGUGGUCUUGGGUCUGGCUCAGGCUCAGAUAGAUGAUGAGGAGCCGGUCGCGGAGGAAGAACACGUGGAGCUCUUCACCACGCCCACCACUAAGAUGGCCGCAGCCACCUCGGACUUUGGCUAUAACCUUUUUCGAGCGCUGGCAAAUCGUGAGGCGUCGACGAACAUCUUUUUGGCCCCCAUCAGUGUGUCAGCGGUUCUGACCCAACUGUCCAUGGGAGGGUCCGAGCAAGCCCAGAGGCAGCUGUACAGGGCCCUGAGGUACCACACCCUGCAGGACCCUCAGCUCCACAACACCCUCAGAGACCUGCUGACCUCCGUCAGGGCGGCUGGCAAAGGCCUCAGUAGCGCCGCUCGCAUCUACCUGGCCAGACGCCUGCGUCUCAAGCAGGACUUCUUCACACUGGUGGAGCAGCAGUACGGCGUGAGGCCCAAAACCCUGCAGGGCGGAUCACGAGACACCAAAGACAUCAACGACUGGGUCGCCCAAGAGACUGGCGGCACUGUGCAGCGCUUCUUGACUAAGCCUCUCCCCCGAAACGCUGGCAUCAACACUGUGAGCGCUGCCCAUUUCAAAGGGAAGUGGGCAACGGCGUUCCGUCAGACGGAAACGUUGAGCUUCCAGCAGGAGGGCAAGGCGCCUGUUCGUGUCCCCAUGAUGCAACAGGACAACUACCCCAUCAAGAUGGGCGUGGACCCUGAUUUGAGUUGCACGAUCGCUCAGAUCCUCAUGCAAAACGACGUCAGCAUGUUUGUGUUCCUGCCAAACGACGUCACCUUCAACUUGACCUCGCUGGAGGACACUCUGACGGCCGAGUUUGUGCAAGACCUGUCUAUGACACUACAUCCUGCCCACGUGUCCCUGACGCUGCCCGCUCUCAAGCUCAGCUUCUCGACCGACCUGCUGCCACUGCUCACAGACCUGGGGCUCUCUGAUUGGUUGGCCAACACUGACCUGGAGAAGAUCUCAGUGCAGCCUGCCAAGCUCGUCACUGUCAAUCACAAGGUUGUCAUGGAGACGGCCAGUGAGGGGAACCAACCCCCCCCUGCCACGUCUGCCACCAGUCACCUGACCUACCGCGUGGACCGACCCUUCCUCUUCCUCAUCCGCGAUGAAGCUUCGGGGGCGCUGCUCUUCAUCGGCAGGGUGCUCAAUCCCAAAACCCUGACCGUGUAACGUGCACACGCGCACGUGCACACACACUCUUAGCAGGUCCUAGGAGGGAAGUGGAAAUACUCAAGAUGCCCUUCAAACACGUCACGUGUUCACGAGUCCCAAAGAUCUUUUUUUAUCACAAACAUUUUAUUCGUGUUACACUUGUGUUACAUUUGUGUGACAUUUGUGUUCCAAAGAAAUAAAGACAGUGAAACAA
This is a messenger RNA of Dunckerocampus dactyliophorus (ringed pipefish), 1606 nucleotides long. It is a transcript of the gene serpinf1, whose product is annotated as serpin peptidase inhibitor, clade F (alpha-2 antiplasmin, pigment epithelium derived factor), member 1. The record is from RefSeq and is a predicted model, not a curated record. Gene Ontology annotation, molecular function: serine-type endopeptidase inhibitor activity. The transcript has 8 exons. Lineage: Eukaryota; Metazoa; Chordata; Actinopteri; Syngnathiformes; Syngnathidae. The coding region runs from base 199 to 1410 and encodes 403 amino acids. Gene Ontology annotation, biological process: negative regulation of endopeptidase activity; negative regulation of angiogenesis.